AUGUCGGAAACCAUUGAGGUCGAUGCGUUCGUUGUCGGCGCUGGCGUUGGAGGAAUUUACACUACGUACCGCCUGUCGCGUAUGGGACUGUCGGUCAAAUGUGUGGACAUUGCCAGCGACGUCGGUGGCACCUGGUAUUGGAAUCGAUAUCCAGGUGCUAUGAGUGACACCGAAAGCUACCUUUACCGAUAUUCAUGGGACAAGGAAGAUUUGCAAACCUAUCCCUGGACUCAUCACUACCUCUACCAGCCCGAAAUUCUGAAGUACCUCCAGCACAUCACCGAUAAACACGAUCUCCGGAAGUACAUGACAUUCGAGACCGAGAUGACGUCGGCGACAUGGAACGAGGACACUCAGAGAUGGAUGAUCACCUGCUCCGGCUCCGAAGAGUCGAACAUCAGUGCCCGCUAUUUGGUCAACUCUCUCGGAUUGCUCUCGAAAGUCCAUUACCCGAACAUUGCUGGUCUUUUGUCUUUCGCUGGCGACCUGGUUCAUACAGCACGCUGGCCCGAAGACUUGAACCUCGAAGGAAAGAAGGUCGGCAUCGUUGGGAAUGGAUCUACAGGAACACAAGUGAUGACGGCGAUUGCUCCGAUCGUCGGAAGUCUGACAUCCUUCCAACGCCAUCCUCAAUAUUCGGUCCCGAGUGGCCAGCGCCCUGUUGCAAAAGAAUAUCGCGACAAGAUCAACGCUACUUACGAGCAAAUCUGGGACAAUGUUUGGUCAUCGGUUGUUGGGUUCGGUGUGCCAGAGUCCAAACGCAAGACCAUGGACGCUAGCCCCGAGGAGCGGAAGAAGGCUUUCCAGAAGGUCUGGGAGGAAGGAAAUGGAUUCCGUUUCAUGUUCAGCGCCUUUGGAGACAUUACAACGAACAAGGAUGCCAACGAAGAGGCAUGCAACUUCAUCCGUGGAAAGAUUGAUGAAAUGGUGAAAGAUCCCCGCAGGGCAGCAAUCCUAAAGCCAAAGGACCUAUACGCCCGCCGACCACUCUGCGACACCGGCUACUAUGAGAUCUUCAAUCGUGAGAAUGUUGACGUGAUCGAUCUCAAGGAAACGCCGAUCCACGAGAUCGUCCCCGAAGGCAUUCAGACAGCGGACGGAAAAACCCAUCAUCUCGACGUCCUGAUAUUUGCCACCGGCUUCGAUGCUAUUGAAGGCAACUACAUGCGGGUCAAGAUCACAGGACGGAAUGGGAAGACAAUCCAAGAGCAUUGGAAGAACGGCCCUCGAGCUUUUGGCAGCAUCGCCUGCGCAGGUUUCCCCAACAUGUUCAUUGUUGCCGGUCCUCAAGGCCCAUUCGCCAAUUUCCCUCCUGUCAUUGAGAGUGAAAUCAAUUUCAUCAUGUCAUGUAUUGAAUAUGCCGAGGGGAAUGUCACCAACGGCACGACCAAUGGCACUACCAACGGCCACUCCAAGGCAAAGCCAAGGAUUAUGGAAGUGUCCACUGAAGCAGAAACAGGGUGGAUCGACUUGUGCAAUCAACUCGUCGAAGGGUCUUUGUUCACUACGACGGCAAGCUGGAUCUUUGGUCAAAAUAUUCCGGGGCGAAAAGCAAACACGAAUUUCUAUUUCGGAGGGCUUAACAGCUACUUGGACUGGGUGAAAGCUCAAACUUCCAAUUUCCCUGGAUUCCUUAGAGAUUAG
Molecule: messenger RNA, 1644 nt
Organism: Penicillium bovifimosum
Lineage: Eukaryota; Fungi; Ascomycota; Eurotiomycetes; Eurotiales; Aspergillaceae
Product: flavin-containing monooxygenase
Exons: 1
Coding region: 1-1644 (547 amino acids)
Molecular function (GO): flavin adenine dinucleotide binding; N,N-dimethylaniline monooxygenase activity; NADP binding
Source: RefSeq, a predicted model, not a curated record